UCGAACAGGAAAAUAGAUUCCAGACGCUCUCCGUCGAACUCCUAUUUUAAACGCGAUUGCGACAACCAACGGGAAAUAAUUUGCUCUGAUUAAUACAAUUAAUAAAUUAUUAUAAUUUAAUUAUUAACAUAUAAUCCCUAAUGAAAAAAGUCAUGUUUACCCUUGAAGUGCGUGUUCGGAAUCAAAUAUAUCUUUCAACCGCAAAUAAAUUUACUAUGUUUCGCACUUUUAAAGUGCUGGUCGCGAUGAUUUUUGUGAUGAUCGAUGCGCAAUUGCAGAGGAUUUCAUUACAUAAGAUGGAUUCUAUUCGACACACUUUAAAGAAGGUUGCCACUGACAUUCCAAAAGUUCCUAUAAUCGAAGCUAGCAUUAAUCCUAGGGUGUCUUUAUACAAAUAUGUAGAUGGUCCGUAUUAUGGUAAAAUUACUAUUGGAAUUCCCCCGCAGGAAUUUAAAGUAAUGUUUUCUCCUGGUUCCACAAAUCUUUGGGUACCAUCCAAAAAGUGCAACGCUUCUUACUUUAGUCGUUUUUGCUCAACGCAUAACAUAUAUGAUAGUACAGAAUCCAGUACAUAUAUAGAAAAUGGUACUGAGAUUGAGAUUCCGACUGACAGUGGCUUUAUUAAAGGAUUUGUAUCUACUGACGUAGUGAAUAUUGCCGGUUUCAAUGUUCAAAAUCAAACAUUUAUGGAAGCAACAAACGUGCCAGACCUUGCGUUCUUUGAUGCACGUUUUGAUGGUGUUUUGGGCCUGAGUUAUUAUACGAUAUCCGUCGGAGGAAUAACGCCUGUGUUCUACAAUAUAAUACAUCAAGGCCUAGUGUCAAUACCCAUUUUCAGCUUUUAUUUAAAUAAAGAUAUUCCGGAUAAUGUCGGUGGUGAAUUAAUAUUGGGUGGUACCGAUCCCGCUCAUUACAAAGGCGAGUUGACCUAUGUUCCUGUUACUAAGAAAGGAUUCUGGCAAUUUAAUAUGAAUAAGAUCACAAUAUUUAAUUUUACUUUGUGCAAGGAUGACUGUCAAGCCAUCGCUGGUACAGGCACCUCAUCAAUAUUAGGACCAUAUUCGAACAUCUCUAUUAUUAAUGACCUUAUUGGAACUUAUCUCAUUAAUGGAGAGUAUUUCUUAAACUGCAACAAGAUUAACUCUCCUGAGAUGCCAGUAAUCAGUUUCUCUAUAGGUAAUAAAGUGUUCAGUCUUAACAGUCAGGAUUACAUCCAACCGAUAUCACUAAAUCGCAAGAUAUGUAAAAGCAGUUUUGAAUCGAAUCGCGCUAUCGAUAAUUUGUGGACUCUAGGAGAUAUAUUUCUUACCCGUUAUUAUAGCGUGUAUGAUUCUGAGAAAGACCGAGUGGGAUUUGCCCCAGCGAAAUAAAUGUCGAUUGUUAUUUCUUAGAUUUAUAUAAUAAGACAUCGCAUUUAAAUGAUAAUGUCGCGAUUAAUUUAGUUACUUUUUUAUAGUUUGAUAAUAUUUAUUGACUAGUCAUUUUCUAUUUAUAGUUAUGUAAUACAUUAAAAACGGAUUUAUUCGUUUUGGAGAAUUAAAAUGAGGAUAUAUAUGGAAAAUAUUUUCUAUUCAUUUGAUAUAUUUUCUUUUAAGACACGCACUGUAUUGUUCUAUUUCUGAACAAAUAAAUUUAAAAAAAUUUAUUUUCCAUAUACUUUAUAUA
Molecule: messenger RNA, 1665 nt
Organism: Nylanderia fulva
Lineage: Eukaryota; Metazoa; Arthropoda; Insecta; Hymenoptera; Formicidae
Product: lysosomal aspartic protease-like
Biological process (GO): proteolysis; cell death
Cellular component (GO): lysosome
Molecular function (GO): aspartic-type endopeptidase activity
Source: RefSeq, a predicted model, not a curated record